Abrus precatorius (Indian licorice) is the source of this 5358-nucleotide messenger RNA. RefSeq names its product chromatin-remodeling ATPase INO80-like. Gene Ontology annotation, cellular component: Ino80 complex. Gene Ontology annotation, biological process: DNA repair. The record is from RefSeq and is a predicted model, not a curated record. Lineage: Eukaryota; Viridiplantae; Streptophyta; Magnoliopsida; Fabales; Fabaceae. Gene Ontology annotation, molecular function: DNA binding; ATP hydrolysis activity; histone binding.
AAACGAAAUACGCUGAGUAGCGCACGUUAACAAAAAAUGACACCCACCCCGCGCACGUUAGAACAGGCCCGUGCUUCGCACACCGUCUGCGUCUAUGAUCUUUCUCUUUCUCCGCGCAACCUUCCUUAUCCUACGCACCCUUUCUCCUCCCUCAAUCCUUUUAGGGCUAACGCUUCUUCUCUCUCCCAAACCUCUUUUUUCUUUACGCUCUUUCGUAAAAUUAGGGUUUCUUCGUUCACCGCUCUCUUCACUUUAGCGCAUGGAUCGUGCAACCAAACCCAACCACUCGUUCUCCUACUCCACUCUCUUCAACCUUGAGCCUUUGAUGAAUUUUCAACUUCCACACGGGGAUGAUGAUUUUGAUUACUAUGGGAAUAGUAGUCAGGAAGAUGAGAGCAGAGGUAGCCAUGUAGGUGGUGGGGCAAUCGCAAAUCACAGUAAUGGAAAUGUGCGUGCAAAGGAGGUGAAUAUGUUGAGGAAGAGGGCGUGGUCUCAAAACAGUGAUGAUGAGGAAAAUGGUAGUUUUAAUAGGACAUACAUGACAGAGGAGCGAUAUCGAUCAAUGCUCGGAGACCAUGUUCAGAAAUACAAGAGGAGGUGUAAGGAUGUCUUGUCUAAUCCUGGUCAAUAUCGGGUUGCUGCUCCACCGAUCAAAAGUAACAAUGGUUUAAAAGUUCAAAAGUCAGGGAAUGAGUACAGGGGAGCAUCGCAUGCUGCUGAAAGUACAUCAGAAUGGUUAUAUGAUUCCACUAAUCAGAAACCAGGAAAGCACGGUCAAUCAGAUUUUGUGCAGCAACACAGCACGGAUAGGAUUAUGUAUGAACCUGCUUUUUUAGACAUUGGGGAUGGUAUCACAUACAAGAUUCCUCCAAUUUAUGAUAAGUUGGCCUCAACACUGAACCUUCCAAGCUUCUCGGAUAUCCAUGUGGAGGAAUUUUACUUAAAGGGUACCUUGGAUUUGGGCUCCUUGGCUGCAAUGAUGGCUGCUGAUAAAAGGUUUGGGACUGAAAACCGAGCAGGCAUGGGGGAACCCCUAUGCCAAUAUGAAUCUCUUCAGGCAAGAAUAAAGGCCAUGUCAGCUUCGAUCUUGCCUCAUAAAUUCAGUCUGAAAGUGCCUGAUGUUGGCUUGAAUUCAUCCAUUCCGGAGGGUGCCGCUGGAAGCAUAAAGCGAUCUAUUUUAUCUGAGGGUGGUGUAUUGCAAGUUUAUUAUGUUAAGGUUUUGGAAAAAGGUGACACCUAUGAGAUAAUUGAGCGAAGCCUACCGAAGAAGCAAAAGGUAAAGAAAGACCCUGCAUUGAUGGAGAAGGAAGAAAUGGAUAGAAUGGGAAAGAUUUGGAUAAACAUUGUAAGAAGAGACAUACCAAAGCAUCAUAGGAAUUUUACCACUUUUCAUCGAAAGCAGCUCAUUGAUGCCAAGAGGUGCUCAGAGUACUGUCAAAGAGAGGUCAAAAUGAAAGUUAGUAGAUCACUUAAAUGGACUAAGGGUGCUACCAUUCGUACCCGGAAACUAGCUAGAGACAUGUUGCUGUUUUGGAAACGAGUAGAUAAGGAGAUGAUUGAAGUAAGGAAAAGAGAGGAGAAAGAAGCUGCUGAAGCUUUGAGGCGUGAACAGGAGCUUCGAGAAGCUAAGAGGCAACAGCAAAGGCUUAAUUUUCUCAUACAACAAACUGAGCUGUACAGCCACUUUAUGCAGAACAAGUCAAACUUACUAUCUUCAGAAGCUUUACCCAUGGAAGAUGUUAAAACAAAUGAUCAAGAUGCAGUGUUUGACUCUUCAGAUGCUGGGCCUAAUCAGGAGGAAGAUUUUGAAGAGGCUGAAUUGAAGAAGGAAGCUAUGAAGGCUGCUCAAGAAGCAGUGUCUAAGCAGAGAAGGUUGACUGAUGCUUUUGAUACUGAAUGCUUGAGGUUGCGCCAGGUGGAUGAAACUGAUUCACUUUCACAGGAAGUUGCAGGAGCAACUAACAUUGAUUUGCAAACCCCAUCAACUAUGCCUGUGGCAUCCACGGUUCAGACGCCAGAAUUAUUUAAAGGUUGUCUAAAAGAAUAUCAGCUGAAAGGUCUUCAGUGGCUAGUUAAUUGUUAUGAGCAGGGUUUAAAUGGUAUACUUGCUGAUGAGAUGGGACUGGGAAAAACCAUCCAGGCUAUGGUUUUUUUGGCCCAUUUGGCUGAGGAGAAAAACAUAUGGGGGCCUUUUCUGGUUGUUGCACCUGCUUCUGUAUUGAACAAUUGGAAUGAGGAACUUGAGCGCUUCUGCCCUGAACUUAAAAGACUUCCAUAUUGGGGAGGGCUUUCUGAACGAACAGUACUUAGGAAAAGUAUUAACCCAAAAGAUCUUUACCGAAGGGAAGCUAAAUUCCACAUCCUCAUCACAAGCUAUCAGCUAUUAGUUUCUGAUGAGAAGUAUUUUCGCCGUGUAAAAUGGCAGUACAUGGUUUUGGAUGAAGCCCAGGCAAUCAAAAGUUCAAACAGUAUAAGGUGGAAGACCCUCCUCAGCUUUAAUUGUCGGAAUCGCCUACUGCUGACUGGUACACCUGUUCAGAAUAAUAUGGCAGAGUUGUGGGCUCUUCUGCACUUUAUUAUGCCAACUUUAUUUGACAGUCAUGAGCAGUUUAAUGAAUGGUUCUCGAAAGGAAUUGAGAACCAUGCAGAACAUGGGGGUACUUUGAAUGAGCACCAACUUAAUAGAUUGCAUUCAAUUCUGAAACCUUUCAUGCUACGACGUGUUAAAAAAGAUGUAAUUUCUGAGCUGACUAAGAAAACAGAGGUUAUGGUGCAUUGCAAGUUGAGUUCUCGGCAGCAAGCUUUCUAUCAAGCUAUUAAGAACAAGAUAUCUCUUGCUGAGCUGUUUGAUAGUAAUCGUGGGCUCAACGAGAAGAGAAUUAUGAAUUUAAUGAAUAUUGUUAUUCAACUAAGGAAGGUUUGCAACCAUCCUGAGUUGUUUGAAAGGAACGAAGGAAGCACCUACUUCUAUUUUGGAGAGAUUCCAAAUGCACUUCCACCUCCUCCAUUUGGGGAGUUGGAGGAUAUAUACUAUCCUGGUGGUCACAACCCCAUAUCAUAUCAGAUACCAAAACUUGUCUAUCAAGAGAUUAUGCAAAGUUCUGAAACUCUCAGUUUGGGUGUUGGUCAUGGUGUCUGCAGAGAAUCUUUUCAGAAAUGUUUUAAUAUUUUUAGACCAGAAAAUGUUCAUCGAUCUGUCUUCUCAGAUGAUAUUAUUGUUAAAAGUGGAAACUUUGGUUUUACCCAUUUGAUAGAUUUAUCUCCCCAAGAGGUGACAUUUCUGGCCACUGGUUCUUCGAUGGAGCAACUAUUAUUUUCUAUGAUGAGAUGGGAACAUAACUUCCUUGAUGAAGUUUUAGACUUUCUUACAGAGAAUACAAUUGGUGAUCCUGAAUAUAGUUACCUUGAGAAAGGUAAAGUGAGAGCUGUUACGCGAAUGUUAUUGCUGCCAUCAAGGUCUCAGACCAAGUUUCUUCAGAGUAGGUUUGCAACUGGGCCCACCAAUGCUCCUUUCGAGGCCUUGGUUGUCCCACAUCAAGAUAGGCUUUUAUCCUAUGCGAGGCUUCUUCACUCAGCAUACACGUAUAUCCCACCAACUAGAGCUCCCCCAAUUGGUGCUCGCUGCUCAGACAGAAACUUCACAAAUAAAAUGAUUGAAGAAUUACACGAUCCUUGGGUUAAGAGGUUGUUUGUGGGAUUUGCACGUACGUCUGAAUGUAAUGGGCCUAGAAAGCCAGAUUUUCCUCAUCAUUUAAUUCAAGAGAUCGACUCUGAAUUACCUAUUUCACAGCCUGCACUUCAGUUAACACACAGUAUUUUUGGCUCUUCACCACCUAUGCGGAAUUUUGAUCCUGCAAAGUUGCUCACAGACUCUGGGAAGCUUCAAACACUUGAUAUAUUAUUGAAACGCCUACGGGCAGGGAAUCAUCGUGUUCUCUUAUUUGCCCAGAUGACUAAGAUGCUGAAUAUUUUGGAGGACUAUAUGAACUACAGAAAAUAUAAAUAUUUUAGACUUGAUGGGUCAUCCACUAUUCAGGAUCGUAGAGACAUGGUCAGAGACUUCCAGAAUAGGAGUGAUAUUUUUGUGUUCUUACUAAGUACAAGAGCUGGCGGAUUGGGUAUCAACUUGACAGCUGCUGAUACAGUCAUAUUUUACGAGAGUGAUUGGAAUCCAACAUUGGAUCUACAGGCAAUGGAUAGAGCUCAUCGUAUGGGUCAGACGAAAGAUGUUACUGUUUACCGUCUUAUAUGUAAAGAGACAGUUGAAGAGAAGAUUCUUCUAAGAGCAAGUCAGAAAAGUACUGUACAGAACCUUGUCAUGACUGGUGGUUCUGUUGGUGGUGAUCUUUUAGCUCCUGAGGAUGUUGUAUCUUUGCUUCUGGACGAUGUUCAAUUGCAACAGAAAUUAAAGGAAAUCCCUCUCCAGGCAAAGGAGAAGCAAAAGAAAAAACCUAUGAAGGGUAUACGGAUAAAUGAGGAAGGUGAUGCGUCUCUGGAAGAUCUAACAAACACUCUAGCACAGAAAACUGCAGAUAAUGAUAUUUCCAUGGACCCAGAGGGACCGAAGUCUGGUAAUAAAAAGAGAAAAGCAGCUUCCGACAAGCAAACUACGAGGCCAAGGAAUUCUCAGAAGUUGAAAGCAGUAUGCAUAGAUAACGAGUAGCCUGAUGCCCAUCUAAAUUCUGAUCCACUGGGCCAAAAACCAAGACCAAAGAGGGCAGAGAAGAAUGUGAAAAAAAGGGUUUUUGCUGGGACAGCUUCCACAUUCCCAGGGCGGACCCAAUUUCCACCUCUUCAGUUCUGGGGUUCUGAAGCCUUAACAGUUCAACACGCCUUAAGACACAGUGACUUCUCAAAGUAGUAUAAUUUACUAAACGAUUUUUCUAACAUGCGCAAAAGAGCACAUAAUAAAAAAUUAAUAACUAGUUUUUUAAUUUUUUAUUGAAAAUUAUAGGAACGAUGCAUUAAAUUGCACUAAGUUCUAUAAUUUUUAAUAAAAAUUUAUUAUAUAUAGGUUCUUAUUAUGUGCGCUUUUGUACGGGUUCAAAAAAUUGUUUACUAAAUAGUGGGGCACUAGUAAUCUAUCAAACUUGUAAAUUGACUUUUUUGGAGAGAUUGCUAGGUUAGCUCUCACUGAUCAUCAAUUUCUAGUUUUCCUUUUUUUUUUUUCCUUUAUGGAUUCAUUUUGGCUGCAAAUAGUGGGGCGAAACUGUAUAUCCUGGGUUAUAUAAUGAUGGUAGUUAUAUUAUUGGUGAUUAGUCUACCCCUCAUUAUACGGGGAUUUUGGUAAUUGUAUAGAUUGGAUUAUCUUAGAUAGUGCUUUUCGUUUUUGUGCUCUAAGCAAUAUUUUCAACCGAU